Molecule: messenger RNA, 1476 nt
Organism: Meira miltonrushii
Lineage: Eukaryota; Fungi; Basidiomycota; Exobasidiomycetes; Exobasidiales; Brachybasidiaceae
Product: alpha/beta-hydrolase
Exons: 2
Coding region: 1-1476 (491 amino acids)
Molecular function (GO): peroxiredoxin activity
Source: RefSeq, a predicted model, not a curated record
AUGCCACGUAUACCAUAUGUUCCUGUUGAUUUGGCAGGUCCAAUAGCAGAUGCUAUCCGGGCACGUAGAGGAGAUCGCGGUUUGAUCGCAUUGGAUAGAAGUUUGUUACAUGCUCCUCCCGUGGCAGAAGGAUGGAAUAAAUUAUUAGGAGCCAUUCGAACAGGUUCAGAUCUAUCAGAUGAUUUACGUGAAAUUAUCAUCUUGAGAGUUGCAGUCAGAAAUGGUGCAAGCUACGAAUGGAUCUCACAUUCACCCGUUGCAAAGAAAGGCGGAGUGACGGAUGAACAAUUGGCAGUCGUUGGAGAUUUGUAUAACCGGAUUGAUAGCAGCAAAAAAGGAAAACUUUCACCUAUUCAACAAGCAUGCGUACAAUUGGCCGAUGAGAUGACACAAUACAUCAAAGUACGCGAUGAAACAUUUGAAAAUUUGAAAGGUCUUCUCGCACAAGCAAAAGGACCGGAAGCAGCAGAAAAGCAAAUCACAGAAGCAGUUGCUACUUGUGCAACCUACAAUAUGGUCAGCCGUUUCUUGGUUGCUAUGAAUGUUGCAGAUCAUAACGAUAUCUCUUGUCCCGUUCCAGGGCUACCCGAAAAUGUGGAAGCGACUGGCAGUGUUGCUUAUCCUGCAUCUCCCUUCAAUUAUAGUCAUGGAUUGGUUCAAGUUGCAGAAAAUGUCAAAGUAGCAACAAAGGUCCAUUUCCAUAGCGUUCAAGCUCCUUGGAUCGUUUUUGUCAAUAGCUUGAUGACCAAUUUGACAAUGUGGGAUGUUGUUUUGCCUGCUUUUGCAGCUCAUUUCAAUAUUGUCACAUACGAUCAACGUGGACAUGGUGCUUCGGAUAUUCCACCUUCCGAUAACAAUUUGGACGAAUUGGCAGAUGAUGUUGCUGCAAUUCUGGACGCACUUGGAAUCGAACGUGCUCAUGCUAUUAUUGGUGUCUCACAAGGUGGUGCAACAACACUCAAUUUUGCAAUCAGACAUGGUGCUUUGCGUACUUCAAAUGUGGUAAUUUGCGAUACACAAGCUGUUUCACCUGAAGCAAAUACAACAGCCUGGAAUGAACGCAAAGCCUUAGCACGUAAAGAAGGAAUGGGAAGUUUGGCCGAUCAAACGAUUCCAAGAUGGUUCCCAGUCGGUCAAAGCAAGGCUACAGAUGCAGUACGUGCAAACGUUUGGCAAAUGGUUGCAAAGACUUCGAUUGAAGGAUUCGCAAAGAGUGCAAGUGCAUUACAAGGUUAUGAUCUGGUAAAAGCAGGACUUGUGGAGGCUUUGCAAGGAACAAGCUCUGCACCUCUACGAACUUUGAUGGUAGCAGGCGCUUUGGAUGGAAAAUUGCCAGAUGUAUUGCAAGAUUUGGCAAGCAAAGUUGGCUCUUCGACAGCUUCAUUCGCAAAGAUUGACGGUGCCGGUCAUUUGCCAAUGUGUGAUAACUCACAAGCAUUCGUUGAUGCCGUUUUACCUUGGUUGUUACAGAAAUAA